Molecule: messenger RNA, 1387 nt
Organism: Monopterus albus (swamp eel)
Lineage: Eukaryota; Metazoa; Chordata; Actinopteri; Synbranchiformes; Synbranchidae
Product: ras-related protein Rab-11B
Exons: 5
Coding region: 177-833 (218 amino acids)
Molecular function (GO): GTP binding; GTPase activity
Source: RefSeq, a predicted model, not a curated record
UCCCCUCCCUCUGCAGAGUUGGGAGCUCUCCCUUUCUGCGGCCAGCUCGCCUUGACACUGGCGCAGAACCUCAGUACAAACCUUUACCAUAUUUUUCCGGCAUAUAACUAGAAUUCACACCCGUACUUUUCACACAUCCUUUUCCGGAGUCAAGCGUUGGAGCGGCCUCGUCUAGAAUGGGGAACCGAGACGAUGAAUACGAUUUCUUGUUCAAAGUUGUGUUAAUUGGGGACUCGGGCGUAGGGAAGAGCAACCUGCUCUCUCGAUUUACAAGAAAUGAGUUCAACCUUGAGAGCAAGAGCACUAUCGGGGUGGAGUUCGCCACGCGGAGCAUUCAGGUGGACGGCAAGACGAUAAAGGCUCAGAUCUGGGAUACAGCAGGACAGGAGCGCUACAGAGCCAUCACCUCGGCAUACUACAGAGGGGCAGUGGGGGCACUCUUAGUGUAUGACAUAGCCAAACACCUGACCUAUGAGAAUGUGGAGCGCUGGCUGAAGGAGCUGAGGGACCACGCCGACAACAACAUUGUCAUCAUGCUGGUCGGCAACAAGAGCGACUUGCGCCACCUCAGGGCCGUGCCCACAGAUGAGGCCCGGGCCUUUGCAGAGAAGAACAAUCUGUCAUUCAUAGAAACUUCAGCCUUGGACUCAACAAACGUUGAAGAAGCCUUUAAGAAUAUUCUUACAGAAAUCUACCGCAUCGUCUCACAGAAACAGAUUGCUGAGCGGUCUGCCCAUGACGAGUCUCCAGGAAACAACGUAGUGGACAUCAGCGUGCCACCAACCACGGACGGCCAGAGGGGGAGCAAACUGCAGUGCUGUCAGAACCUGUAACCCAUGGCAACCAUCUCUCCUCACUUAGGUUGACUAUUAAUUGAAAUCCGCAGUGUUGGUUUGCUUCCAUCUGCCUGGGGUGCAAUAGUGUCGGAAUCCGCACUUUUUAGAUCAGCGGAUUCACUUCUGUUAUGCCACAAAUGAUCAGUCCCAGAAAGAAGUGUUUGAACUGAUUUCAAAUUGUAAUCAUACCCAGGUACAGUCUGCUACAUUCUAGUGCUAAGACAGGACUGAUGGUACCGCGUAAGUAGCUGCCACAGUUACCUAUGAUGGCAUAGCAGAAAGGCCUUGCCUGACACCUUGUAUGUAUGCCUCAACAUCUGUCGGGUAGGUGGUUACUGCCAGAUGUUCCAGGCCUAAGAAUAAGUCCUGCCUGUUUCAGGUGUACCAGCAGUCCUGUUUAUAAGCUCCCCUCCUCCUCCUUCAGUCAUCAUCUCAAAAGUGGUCGUGACGCUGCUGAUGCUUAUUUCAUUUUGUGUAAAAUAUAUUUUGUUUCUUUUGAUAGCUUGUCUGCUCACAUACAUUAUAUUAAUGCCAUGAAAUAAAAUUUUACA